Molecule: messenger RNA, 703 nt
Organism: Dibothriocephalus latus
Lineage: Eukaryota; Metazoa; Platyhelminthes; Cestoda; Diphyllobothriidea; Diphyllobothriidae
Source: the annotation of a GenBank genome assembly
GGUCUGUUUUUCGCGCUCACAGGUUUCAACGUACGAACCAUUCAUCCAUUUAUUUUCUUUUAGCGAUGUCGGCAUUUAUGACAGAAUCGUCAUUCAAGAACUGAUAAAGAACAUGGCCUCUACUGCGCAACUCGAAAGUGUUCAUCAAAGAGAAUUCAAAGUCGUGGUAAUUCACGAAGUUGACAGGCUGACUCGGGAUGCCCAACAUUCCCUUCGAAGAACCAUGGAAAAGUACAUGCAGACAUGUCGUCUUAUUUUAUGUGCUGAGUCGCUUUCCAAGGUAACAUCUGAUCGCAACCUGCGUAGGUCACUACUCCUGGCUGAGGUUGCCCGUGUACAAUAUUAUCCAAUGCAACCAGACCAAUCGAUCCCUCUCCCCGAAUGGCAAACUUUUAUUGCAGAAACCGCGGCGGCCAUUCUUGGAGAACAGAGCCCACGCAGAAUACUGGAUGUUCGGACAAAACUUUACGAACUUCUAGCACAUUGCAUUCCCCCAGACGUUAUAAUGAAGGGCCUCGUGGAUAACCUACUGACUUCUUGUGAUGGAAGCUUAAAACUCGAGUUGGUUCGUUUGGCCGCUAUCCAUGAGCACCGGCUCCAACUGGGACAAAAGGCUAUCUUCCAUCUAGAGGCCUUCGUUAUAGCUUUUAUGGCAAUAUACAAGCGAUUUGUCGAAGACGCCCUCGGUGGAACUGAGUGGUAG